Messenger RNA from Vitis vinifera (wine grape), 672 nucleotides. RefSeq lists its product as uncharacterized. The transcript is spliced from 4 exons. Bases 74 to 538 code for a protein of 154 amino acids. Lineage: Eukaryota; Viridiplantae; Streptophyta; Magnoliopsida; Vitales; Vitaceae. The record is from RefSeq and is a predicted model, not a curated record.
GAACACUCGUAUGUUUAUGGUGCCUGGCCUUUACCAAUCGUAAGCGCAUAGGAACAAGCUUCGAUCGAGGAAGAUGGGCGCAUCCCUCAUGAAACUAACUCCUGCGGGAAGAAACGAGGAGAAAAAGAGAUUGAUCCAGGAGUACUACAACGAGCAUUGUAAGGACAUAGAUAUUAACAAGCCUAACGAGUUCUAUCAAGCAGUAUGCAAAACUGUCGAAAAAAUCAACCGUGAAUUCGGUUACACACAAAUCCGUAUACCAGAUACUGAUGAAAUGGAAAGGCUAUUUAAUGCACAUGUGGAGUCUAGCGGAACACUGAGUCCUGAUAGUUUCCGUGAGAUCCUCCGAUCUCUGGUUUUCAAGGCUGGAUUUACGAACGCUGGGGCCUUGGAUUCUUUCUUCUACAUCUUAAUUGCUCCAGGAACAGCGCUGCUUAUAAAGAAUGCAGUAAAUCCAAAAGCAAUUUCUAACCAAGUUUUAGUGCCUGGAGUCACUUCUGCAACUGUCUUGCUUCUUGCCUUACUCAAAAAGAUAUGAUCACUACUCUGUUUACUCAUGACUGGAUUGCUUUACCGUUGUAUUUCUUAAUACUAAGUAUGCUGAUGCUUGUUGUAGAUCACUUUGGAAUUUGGAUGCUAUGAAUAUCUAGACCUAAGAGUCUAAUUUCAUGA